This is a messenger RNA of Macaca mulatta (Rhesus monkey), 2246 nucleotides long. RefSeq names its product tubulin delta 1 (gene TUBD1). Gene Ontology annotation, cellular component: microtubule. NCBI's taxonomy places the organism in Eukaryota, Metazoa, Chordata, Mammalia, Primates, Cercopithecidae. Gene Ontology annotation, biological process: microtubule-based process. The record is from RefSeq and is a predicted model, not a curated record. Gene Ontology annotation, molecular function: GTP binding; structural constituent of cytoskeleton.
CACGCGCAUUGUCAGCUAAAGCGUUCGGUGGACAUUGAGCAUGCGUACCAUAUCUGAAGUUCGUAAAUUGAAAUUGAACAUGCGUAAUUAAUCUUUCUGAAUAGGAAAAAAUAUAUACACAACAAAAACUCCCCGUUUAUGGAACAUGCGCAUUCGUUCUCAGGUGUUUCGUGUUGACAGUGAGCAUGCGCAUGGUGAGUAGGUUGGUCCGAAGUUUGAACGGGACAGAAGUGCUUGUCCGCAUCUGGCGGUUGUUUUUAGAGGUAAUACACCUAGUUUGUGGCUCAGCAUGUCAAUUGUAACAGUGCAACUUGGUCAGUGUGGCAAUCAGAUUGGUUUUGAAGUUUUUGAUGCUUUGCUUAGUGACUCACACAGUUCCCAGGGACUCUGCUGUAAGAGAGAGAAUGAGGCAUAUCAAGCAUCUUGCAAAGAGAGAUUCUUCAGUGAGGAGGAGAAUGGAGUUCCAAUUGCCCGGGCUGUUCUUGUUGACAUGGAACCCAAAGUUAUCAAUCAAACACUGUCAAAGGCUGCCCAGUCUGGCCGAUGGAAAUAUGGUCAGCAUGCAUGCUUCUGUCAAAAACAAGGUUCUGGAAACAACUGGGCAUAUGGUUACUCUGUUCAUGGACCCAGGCAUGAAGAAUCUAUAAUGGACCUAAUCCGGAAGGAAGUGGAGAAAUGUGACUCUUUCAGUGGUUUUUUCAUCAUAAUGAGUAUGGCUGGGGGCACAGGAUCAGGAAUAGGAGCUUUUGUUACACAGAAUUUACAAGAUCAGUACUCAAACUCAUUGAAAAUGAAUCAGAUUAUUUGGCCUUAUGGAACUGGUGAGGUUAUUGUUCAAAACUACAACUCCAUUUUGACACUUUCUCACUUGUACCGAUCUUCAGACGCCCUCCUUGUUCAUGAGAAUGAUGCCGUCCAUAAGAUCUGUGCAAAACUGAUGAAUAUCAAGCAGAUCUCCUUUAGUGAUAUCAAUCAAGUCCUCGCACAUCAGCUGGGAAGUGUGUUCCAGCCUACUUAUUCUGCAGAAAGCUCAUUUCACUACAGACGAAAUCCACUAGGAGACUUAAUGGAGCAUUUAGUUCCCCAUCCUGAAUUCAAGAUGCUGAGUAUUCGUAACGUGCCUCACAUGUCUGAGAAUUCAUUGGCAUACAGCACAUUUACUUGGGCUGGCCUGCUCAAGCAUUUGAGACAGAUGCUCAUUUCUAAUGCAAAGAUGGAAGAAGGUAUUGAUUGGCAUGUGCGGCCUCCUUUAUCAGGACUUCCUUCUCUUGGUAAAAUGUCUCUCAACAAGGACCUGCAUUUUAACACUUCCAUUGCUAACUUGGUCAUUCUUCGUGGGAAAGAUGUGCAAAGUGCAGAUGUGGAGGGAUUUAAAGAUCCAGCUCUCUACACUUCCUGGUUAGAACCUGUUAAUGCUUUCAACGUGUGGAAAACCCAGCGGGCCUUUAGCAAGUAUGAGAAGUCUGCAGUGUUGGUCAGCAAUAGCCAGUUCUUAGUAAAACCACUUGAUAUGAUUGUCGGGAAGGCAUGGAAUAUGUUUGCUUCAAAAGCCUACAUUCAUCAGUACACAAAAUUUGGAAUUGAAGAGGAGGACUUUUUAGACAGUUUCACGUCAUUAGAGCAGGUUGUUGCCAGUUACUGUAACCUCUGAUCUUGAACAAUGGGAAAAGUACCUUAGGGCAUUUUUGGACUAAAAUAUUUUCAAUACUAUUUUCUCUGUAAAGUUUUCAAAGUUCCAUUCUGUUAAAGUAACCACGUAGAAUGCUGAGUCUGUUCUGCAUAUUAUGCCCACAGAAAAGGAAGAAAACUUUUUAAAUGGAGAAUCGCAUGUUUUUCAAUGAAAACAUCCACUUGGUAUUUCAUUUGUAAGAAAAAAAUGGUGCUUUUCUAAAGAACUUUGGGGAAACAAUUUGCUGAGAUGUUGGGACUCUGGAACUAGCCAAGAAAAGAGAAUAUUCUCUACAUGUUCCUAAAUCUUCCUUCUUUACUCCAAAAACAACUCACAAAGCAUGAACCAAACUUUCACAGCAUAAUUUCAAGCUAAGGAAUUGUAAUUCUGUACUUAAUAUAUUCAUGUUUGAAAUGAAUGCUUUGAACCACAGGAGGGAGAUGUUGUCAAAUGCUACAGUGUGAACAUGUAUUUUGAAUAUUCUGUAACAGGGUAAGAGUUUCCACUCAAAGCAGCUAUUUAAAAAUAAAUAUGAGGAUUUUGGUAAUAAAUGCUUAUGCCUAACUACAAAAGCAAA